GCUCGAUCGUCAACUUUGAUAUUCGAGCACGCUCAUCGGGCAAGGUGGCCUCGAAUGUGACGCAGAGUGACGUCGAGGCAGGCUGUCGAUCGUAUAAGAAUAAGAAGUCUCGGACAUCGCUAUCUACCGUCGAGCAAUCCAUAACUUCGCCAAAACUAAAUCAGCAUCAUGUCUGCACUCGAAGGAGAACCUCAGAUUGUCGACGACUCGAUGGUCGACGGCGGUGCCGCGCCCAAUGAUGGUGACGAGCAAGUCAGCACAGGCUACGUCUCAAAGGAGGAAGCAGAUGGUCUUUCGAAGGACAACAUCCUGCCUGAAGGUACAUCGCGCAACAAGAGCAAGCCUGCUUACCAGGAUGAUGAUGCGCUCGACGCUGCCGUAGAGGAGGCAUCGGCCGCCGAUCUGUCCGCAACAGAGACCCUCAAAGUAGACGAUUGCCCUUCGAAUAUGCACUCUGAGCAUCGACAAACCUGUUUGCCACAAGCUUGGCGUAGCCUGCCAAGAUGCGCAUUCUCGUAUGAAAAUGUCCGAGCAUAUCGAAAUUUCCAAAUGGCCCUCGCAAAGCUGCUCGCAGAACUGUUGUCGCCACACAAAGCCGCACAGCCUGCCACCUUCCGUCCCUUUCCUUCGCUUCCCUCUCAACUACCGCGAAGCAGCCCAGCUAAUCGAAACGAAAUGUCUGGCCUCGAAGGUGAACCUCAGAUCGUCACAGACGCCAUGUCAAAAGGAGGUGCAGGACCUGCCGACGGCGAUGAGCAAGUCUCUACAGGAUACGUUUCCAAAGGCAAGUCCGCAGGCGGGGGCGCAUCCGUUCUGUCGAAGAAGAAUAUCUUGCCCGAUGGCGCUUCUCGUAAGACUGCCAGCCACGACUACAAGCAGGACGAGGACGAUCUCGACAACGAGGUCGCCAGUCGUACCAAUGCUGAGCCCCAGGUCGAGUACACCCGCAGCUGA
Mixia osmundae IAM 14324 is the source of this 954-nucleotide messenger RNA. RefSeq lists its product as uncharacterized. The record is from RefSeq and is a predicted model, not a curated record. Lineage: Eukaryota; Fungi; Basidiomycota; Mixiomycetes; Mixiales; Mixiaceae. Bases 169 to 954 code for a protein of 261 amino acids. The transcript has 5 exons.